AUGGUAUCUGCCCCAACAACCCAAGGCCAAUCCAGCCUCCCAUCCACAAACCCCACCACCUCAUUUUGGCACUGCGACCCCUCCCCGCUCCUCCUAGGCCACAGAACCACUCCGGACCUCCCAACAACCACCGAUGUAAUAAUAAUUGGAUCUGGCAUCACCGGCGCAUUUGCCGCGCACUUUCUGCACGAGCAAGACGCGUCGAGGGAUGUCCUUAUGUUGGAGGCGAGAGAGGCGUGUUGGGGUGCUACUGGCCGUAAUGGAGGACAUUGUCAACCUUCCGUUUAUCCCAGCCCGCCUGAUAUCGGUGGGUUUGAGUUACGGAAUUACAAAUUCUUAAAGGACUUUGUGGCGAAUAAUGAGAUCCCGUGUGAGUGGAAGACGUUAGAGGGAUGUCACGCUUAUUACGACGCGGAUAUGUUCGCGCAAGCACUAGGUCUUUAUCAGAUUCUCCAGGAUGCGGAUCCUGAACUCAGCGGUACCGUCAAAGUCAUAACACAAGAUUCAAUUAGUCCGAGUCUGAGUGACCUCCGUGUUCCGAGAGCGGUGGGAGCGUUCGUACAAGCUAAUGCGGCAUCGUUGUGGCCGUAUAAACUGGUAUGCUGGACGCUUGAGAGUUUACUGACGAAAGGGGCUUUCAAUCUUCAGACAAACACACCGGUCACGUCGCUCCAGAAAGUUGAAAAAGAUGGCUCGUGGAUCGUCCAUACACCCCAGGGAAUGGUCGCCGCGAAAAACGUCAUCUUAACCACAAAUGCGUACACAUCUCACCUGUUACCCAAGAUGAAAGAUCUCAUCGUCCCAGUCCAAGGCGAGAUGAGUGCUUUAGUGGCGCCGCGAAAUGUGAAAAGAGCGCCGUUGGCGAUGAGUUAUGUCUUCGCGGGCCAUGACAAGGUGAAAAAUGUGUAUCAAGAUGACUACCUGAUCCAACGUCCCUCUGGCGGCGAACUCAUGUUCGGCGGUGGUCGGCAAUACGCAACGGAUGGUGGCGUGGGCUGUUCAGACGAUUCAUGGACAUCUCGAAGCGCUGCUAAAUACCUUCGCAACGAACUCAACCACGCCCUCGACCUCUCCCCUUCAUCUUCUGAGGAGGUUAAAACCCUCCGCGAGGAGCUUAGUCGCGCUCUUGACCCCUCUUCUUCCUCUUCCAAGGAGCUCAAGGCGUCGUUCGAAUGGACGGGUAUUAUGGGGUUUUCCCGCGAUGGAAGACCGUGGGUAGGUGCCGUACCCGAGGAAUUGGGUGGUGGAAAGGGAUUGUGGAUCUGUGCUGGGUUUACGGGUCAUGGGAUGCCGAAUGCGACGGGGUGUGCGAAGGCGGUUGUGGAGUUGAUGUUGGGGAAGGAGGGUGAGGAGGUGGAUUUACCGAGUGUGCAUCGGGUUGGUAGGGAGAGAGUUGAGAGAGCUAGAGUGGGUGAUGAGGUUAGAGAGGCGGAUUUGAAAGGGUUCUUUGUUUAG
Glarea lozoyensis ATCC 20868 is the source of this 1455-nucleotide messenger RNA. Its product is annotated as FAD/NAD(P)-binding protein. The coding region runs from base 1 to 1455 and encodes 484 amino acids. The record is from RefSeq and is a predicted model, not a curated record. Gene Ontology annotation, molecular function: oxidoreductase activity. The transcript has 2 exons. Gene Ontology annotation, cellular component: cytoplasm. NCBI's taxonomy places the organism in Eukaryota, Fungi, Ascomycota, Leotiomycetes, Helotiales, Helotiaceae.